Molecule: messenger RNA, 12299 nt
Organism: Carassius auratus (goldfish)
Lineage: Eukaryota; Metazoa; Chordata; Actinopteri; Cypriniformes; Cyprinidae
Gene: rab44
Product: RAB44, member RAS oncogene family
Exons: 10
Coding region: 66-11684 (3872 amino acids)
Molecular function (GO): GTPase activity; GTP binding
Source: RefSeq, a predicted model, not a curated record
UCAUUCCUCACGAUACUCAGAAAGAGGAGGCACACUCAGAAUUCACAGUUAUUCACAAGAGGAAAAUGGGCUCAACUCGUAGACCUCUCAGAGGGAAAAAUAGACAAAGAAAAGAAAAAGACCAUCAUGAUGAAAAUAAGACACCUGACAGUGAAGAUAUGAUCAAUGUAGAGAAAGAAACAAUUAGUUUGGAGGAUGAAUCCAUUACAAAUGCAUCUCUGUUAAGAACCACAAAAGAUGGAAUUAAAGUACAGGACAUGGAAUUAUGUGAGGACAAUUAUGUUGGUCCUGUUGAAAGAUCUGAAUCUGCUCUCCUGCAGUCAUCAUGUCGUUCAGAUUUCCUGUCUGAGGAAUCCACUGCAGUAAGUAUCUGUCAUGUCACAGAAUCACAAACCCUCAUGAAACUGAAUGAAGAGUCCCAGGAAAAUGCUGGAGAUGCUGAAAAAGUGGCAGCAGAGGAAAACAAAGACUUACAAUUAGAAACUGAAUCACAAAACAAAAUACCUGACACAACAACUUAUGACGCUGAAGGAACAGAGGAGAAAAUCAAUGAUGUUAGUGUGACAUUAGUCGGAGAAGUUGAAGUUACUGGAGAUACAGGUACAGUGGAGAGUAAUUUGACUACGGAGUCAGAUUUUCUUCAUACUUCUCCUGAUGUACACAUCGAAGCAUUGAAAAUAUCUGAAAAUGUUGAGAAAGAUGUUUCAGGAGAAACAGACACAGUUCUUAAACAAAGUGACAUCAACCUCAUUCCUGAAGAUUCUCACACAGAAGAGGCACACUCAAAAUCAAGUCCAGUUAUUCAAAAGAGAAAAAUGGGCUCAACUCGAAGACCUCUCAGAGGGAAUAAAGGACAAAGACAAGAACAUGAUGAGAAAGAAAUCUUCAUUUUGAAGGAUGAACCCAGUCCAGAUGAAUCCAGAUAUACUGCAGUGAGUGUCUGUGACAUUUCAGAAUCACAAACCCUCCCAAAAAUUCAUGCUGGGUCCCAGGAAAAUUCUGGAGAUGUUGAAAUAGUGCCAGCAGAGGAGGACACAGAACGACACUUACAAAACCAGACAUUUGACUCAACAGCAUUUGGAGGAGAAGUAACAGAAGAGAACAUCUGUGAUGCUAAUGUUUUAGACAAAGAAGUUGAGUUUGUUGGAGAUACAGUUACAGUGGAGAGUAAUAUGACUACGGAGUCAGAUUCGAUUCAAAAUGACACUUCCUCUGAUGCAAACCUGGAAGCAAUGAAAAUAUCUGACGAUGCUGAGUGUAAAGUUCAGGAAGAAACCAUUCCCAAGCAAAGUGACACCACCAUCAUUCCUCAAGAUUCUCAAAAAGCGGAGGCACACUCAGAAUUCACAGUUAUUCACAAGAGAAAAAUGGGCUCAACUCGUAGACCUCUCAGAGGGAAAAAUGGACAAAGAAAAGAAAAAGAACAUCAUGAUGAAAAUGAGACACUUGACAGUGAAGAUAUGAUCAAUGUAGAGGAAGAAACAAUUAGUUUGGAGGAUGAACCCCCUCUAGAUGAAUCUACAUUACAAAGUGUAAAACUAGGAGCAAAAGAACAGGAGAUGGACACAUGCAAGAAAAAUGAUGUUGGUCCUGUUGAAAGAUCUAAAUCCACCGACAUGCAGUCAUCAUGUAGUUCAGAUUUAACAUCUGAGGAGUCCAUUGCAGCAAGUAUCUGUCACAUCACAGAAUCACAAACCCUCAUGAAACUGAAUGAGGAGUCCCAGGAAAAUGCUGGCGAUGCUGAAAAAGUGGCAGCAGAGGAAAACCAAGACCUACAAUUAGAAACUGAAUCACAGAACAAAAUAUCUGACACAACAUCUUAUGAAGCUGAAGGAACAGAGGAGAAAAUCAAUGAUGUUAGUGUGACAUUAAUCAGAGAAGUUGAAGUCACUGGAGAUACAGGUACAGUGGAGAGUAAUAUGACUAUGGAGUCAGAUUUGAUGCAAAAUGACACUUCCUCUGAUGCAAAACUGGAAGCAAUAAAAGUAUCUGACAAUACUGAGUGUGAAGUUCAGGAAGAAACUGACACAGUUCCCAAGCAAAGUGACACCACCAUCAUUCCUCAAGAUGCUCAGAAAGAGGAGGCACACUCAGAAUUCACAGUUAUUCACAAGAGAAAAAUGGGCUCAACUCGUAGACCUCUCAGAGGGAAAAAUGGACAAAGAAAAGAAAAAGAACAUCAUGAUGAAAAUGAAACACUUGACAGUGAAGAUAUGAUCAAUGUAGAGGAAGAAACAAUUAGUUUGGAGGAUGAACCCCCUCUAGAUGAAUUUACAUUACAAAGUGUAAAACUAGGAGCAAAAGAACAGGAGAUGGACACAUGCAAGAAAAAUGAUGUUGGUCCUGUUGAAAGAUCUAAAUCCACCGACAUGCAGUCAUCAUGUAGUUCAGAUUUAACAUCUGAGGAGUCCAUUGCAAUAAAUAUCUGUCACAUCACAGAAUCACAAACCCCCAUGAAACUGAAUGAAGAGUCCCAGGAAAAUGUUGGCGAUGCUGACAAAGGAGCAGCAGAAGAAGGCAAAGACUUACAGUUAGAAAUUGAAUCACGGGACACAAUAUCUGACACAACAACUUAUGAAGCUGAAGGAACAGACGAGAAAAUCAAUGAUGUUCGUUUGACAUUAGUCAGAGAAGUUGAAAUUACUGGAGAUACAGGUACAGUGGAGAGUAAUUUGACUACGGAGUCAGAUUUUCUUCAUUCUUCUCCUGAUGUACACAUCGAAGCAUUGAAAAUAUCUGAAAAUGUUGAGAAAGAUGUUUCAGGAGAAACAGACACAGUUCUUAAACAAAGUGACAUCAACCUCAUUCCUGAAGAUUCUCACACAGAAGAGGCACACUCAAAAUCAAGUCCAGUUAUUCAAAAGAGAAAAAUGGGCUCAACUCGAAGACCUCUCAGAGGGAAUGAAGGGCAAAGACAAGAACAUGAUGAGAAAGAAAUAUUCAUGUUGAAGGAUGAACCCAGUCCAGAUGAAUCCAGAUAUACUGCAGUGAGUGUCUGUGACAUUUCAGAAUCACAAACCCUCCCAAAAAUUCAUGCUGGGUCCCAGGAAAAUUCUGGAGAUGUUGAAAUAGUGCCAGCAGAGGAGGACACAGAACGACACUUAGAAAACCAGACAUUUGACUCAACAGCAUUUGGAGGAGAAGCAACAGAAGAGAACAUCUGUGAAGCUAAUGUUUUAGACAAAGAAGUUGAGUUUAUUGGAGAUACAGUUACUUUGGAGAGUAAUAUUACUACUGAGUCAGGUUUUAUUCAAAAUGACACUUCCUCUGAUGCAAAACUGGAAGCAUUAAAAGUAUCUGACAAUACUGAGCGUGAAGUUCAGGAAGAAACUGACACAGUUCCAAAGCAAAGUGACACCACCAUCAUUCCUCAAGAUUCUCAGAAAGAGGAGGCACACUCAGAAUUCACAGUUAUUCACAAGAGAAAAAUGGGCUCAACUCGUAGACCUCUCAGAGGGAAAAAUGGACAAAGAAAAGAAAAAGAACAUCAUGAUGAAAAUGAAACACUUGACAGUGAAGAUAUGAUCAAUGUAGAGGAAGAAACAAUUAGUUUGGAGGAUGAACCCCGUCUAGAUGAAUCUACAUUACAAAGUGUAAAACUAGGAGCAAAAGAACAGGAGAUGGACAUAUGUAAGAAAAAUGAUGUUGGUCCUGUUGAAAGAUCUAAAUCCACCGAUCUGCAGUCAUCAUGUAGUUCAGAUUUAACAUCUGAGGAGUCCAUUGCAAUAAAUAUCUGUCACAUCACAGAAUCACAAACCCUCAUGAAACUGAAUGAAGAGUCCAAGGAAAAUGCUGGCGAUGCUGACAAAGUGGCAGCAGAGGAAAACAAAGACCUACAAUUAGAAACUGAAUCACAGAACAAAAUAUCUGACACAACAACUUAUGAAGCUAAAGGAACAGAGGAGAAAAUCAAUGAUGUUAGUGUGACAUUAGUCAGAGAAGUUAAAGUUACUGGAGAUACAGUUACAGGGGAGAGUAAUAUGACUACGGAGUCAGAUUUGAUUCAAAAUGACACUUCCUCUGAUCCAAAACUGGAAGCAAUAAAAGUAUCUGAUGAUGCUGAGUGUAAGGUUCAGGAAGAAACCGUUCCCAAGCAAAGUGACACCACCAUCAUUCCUCACGAUAAUCAGAAAGAGGAGGCACACUCAGAAUUCACAGUUAUUCACAAGAGAAAAAUGGGCUCAACUCGUAGACCUCUCAGAGGGAAAAAUACACAAAGAAAAGAAAAAGACCAUCAUGAUGAAAAUGAGACACCUGACAGUGAAGAUAUGAUCAAUGUAGAGAAAGAAACAAUUAGUUUGGAGGAUGAAUCCAUUACAAAUGCAUCUCUGUUAAGAACCACAAAAGAUGGAGUUAAAGUACAGGACAUGGAAUUAUGUGAGGACAAUGAUGUUGGUCCUGUUGAAAGAUCUGAGUCUGCUCUCCUGCAGUCAUCAUGUCGUUCAGAUUUCCUGUCUGAGGAAUCCACUGCAGUAAGUAUCUGUCAUGUCACAGAAUCACAAACCCUCAUGAAACUGAAUGAAGAGUCCCAGGAAAAUGCUGGAGAUGCUGAAAAAGUGGCAGCAGAGGAAAACAAAGACCUACAAUUAGAAACUGAAUCACAAAACAAAAUACCUGACACAACAACUUAUGAAGCUGAAGGAACAGAGGAGAAAAUCAAUGAUGUUAGUGUGACAUUAGUCGGAGAAGUUGAAGUUACUGGAGAUACAGGUACAGUGGAGAGUAAUUUGACUACGGAGUCAGAUUUUCUUCAUACUUCUCCUGAUGUACACGUCGAAGCAUUGAAAAUAUCUGAAAAUGUUGAGAAAGAUGUUUCAGGAGAAACAGACACAGUUCUUAAACAAAGUGACAUCAACCUCAUUCCUGAAGAUUCUCACGCAGAAGAGGCACACUCAAAAUCAAGUCCAGUUAUUCAAAAGAGAAAAAUGGGCUCAACUCGAAGACCUCUCAGAGGGAAUAAAGGACAAAGACAAGAACAUGAUGAGAAAGAAAUCUUCAUUUUGAAGGAUGAACCCAGUCCAGAUGAAUCCAGAUAUACUGCAGUGAGUGUCUGUGACAUUUCAAAAUCACAAACCCUCCCAAAAAUUCAUGCUGGGUCCCAGGAAAAUUCUGGAGAUGUUGAAAUAGUGCCAGCAGAGGAGGACACAGAACGACACUUACAAAACCAGACAUUUUACUCAACAGCAUUUGGAGGAGAAGUAACAGAAGAGAACAUCUGUGAUGCUAAUGUUUUAGACAAAGAAGUUGAGUUUGUUGGAGAUGCAGUUACAGUGGAGAGUAAUAUGACUACGGAGUCAGAUUCGAUUCAAAAUGACACUUCCUCUGAUGCAAAACUGGAAGAAAUGAAAAUAUCUGACGAUGCUGAGUGUGAAGCUCAGGAAGAAACUGACACAGUUCCCAAGCAAAGUGACACCACCAUCAUUCCUCAAGAUACUCAGAAAGAGGAGGCACACUCAGAAUUCACAGUUAUUCACAAGAGAAAAAUGGGCUCAACUCGUAGACCUCUCAGAGGGAAAAAUGGACAAAGAAAAGAAAAAGAACAUCAUGAUGAAAAUGAGACACUUGACAGUGAAGAUAUGAUCAAUGUAGAGGAAGAAACAAUUAGUUUGGAGGAUGAACCCCCUCUAGAUGAAUCUACAUUACAAAGUGUAAAACUAGGAGCAAAAGAACAGGAGAUGGACACAUGCAAGAAAAAUGAUGUUGGUCCUGUUGAAAGAUCUAAAUCCACCGACCUGCAGUCAUCAUGUAGUUCAGAUUUAACAUCUGAGGAGUCCAUUGCAGCAAGUAUCUGUCACAUCACAGAAUCACAAACCCUCAUGAAACUGAAUGAAGAGUCCCAGGAAAAUGCUGGCGAUGCUGAAAAAGUGGCAGCAGAGGAAAACAAAGACCUACAAUUAGAAACUGAAUCACAGAACAAAAUAUCUGACACAACAUCUUAUGAAGCUGAAGGAACAGAGGAGAACAUCAAUGACGUUAGUGUGACAUUAAUCAGAGAAGUUGAAGUUACUGGAGAUACAGGUACAGUGGAGAGUAAUAUGACUAUGGAGUCAGAUUUUCUUCAUACUUCUCCUGAUGUACACAUCGAAGCAUUGAAAAUAUCUGAAAAUGUUGAGAAAGAUGUUUCAGGAGAAACAGACACAGUUCUUAAACAAAGUGACAUCAACCUCAUUCCUGAAGAUUCUCACACAGAAGAGGCACACUCAAAAUCAAGUCCAGUUAUUCAAAAGAGAAAAAUGGGCUCAACUCGAAGACCUCUCAGAGGGAAUAAAGGACAAAGACAAGAACAUGAUGAGAAAGAAAUCUUCAUUUUGAAGGAUGAACCCAGUCCAGAUGAAUCCAGAUAUACUGCAGUGAGUGUCUGUGACAUUUCAGAAUCACAAACCCUCCCAAAAAUUCAUGCUGGGUCCCAGGAAAAUUCUGGAGAUGUUGAAAUAGUGCCAGCAGAGGAGGACACAGAAAGACACUUACAAAACCAGACAUUUGACUCAACAGCAUUUGGAGGAGAAGUAACAGAAGAGAACAUCUGUGAUGCUAAUGUUUUAGACAAAGAAGUUGAGUUUGUUGGAGAUACAGUUACAGUGGAGAGUAAUAUGACUACGGAGUCAGAUUUGAUUCAAAAUGACACUUCCUCUGAUGCAAACCUGGAAGCAAUGAAAAUAUCUGACGAUGCUGAGUGUAAAGUUCAGGAAGAAACCAUUCCCAAGCAAAGUGACACCACCAUCAUUCCUCAAGAUUCUCAAAAAGCGGAGGCACACUCAGAAUUCACAGUUAUUCACAAGAGAAAAAUGGGCUCAACUCGUAGACCUCUCAGAGGGAAAAAUGGACAAAGAAAAGAAAAAGAACAUCAUGAUGAAAAUGAGACACUUGACAGUGAAGAUAUGAUCAAUGUAGAAGAAGAAACAAUUAGUUUGGAGGAUGAACCCCCUCUAGAUGAAUCUACAUUACAAAGUGUAAAACUAGGAGCAAAAGAACAGGAGAUGGACAUAUGCAAGAAAAAUGAUGUUGGUCCUGUUGAAAGAUCUAAAUCCACCGACCUGCAGUCAUCAUGUAGUUCAGAUUUAACAUCUGAGGAGUCCAUUGCAACAAGUAUCUGUCACAUCACAGAAUCACAAACCCUCACGAAACUGAAUAAAGAGUCCCAGGAAAAUGCUGGCGAUGCUGAAAAAGUGGCAGCAGAGGAAAACAAAGACCUACAAUUAGAAACUGAAUCACAGAACAAAAUAUCUGACACAACAUCUUAUGAAGCUGAAGGAACAGAGGAGAAAAUCAAUGAUCUUAGUGUGACAUUAAUCAGAGAAGUUGAAGUUACUGGAGGGACAGGUACAGUGGAGAGUAAUAUUACUACUGAGUCAGGUUUGAUUCAAAAUGACACUUCCUCUGAUGCAAAACUGGAAGCAUUUAAAGUAUCUGACAAUGCUGAGCGCGAAGUUCAGAAAGAAACUGACACAGUUCCCAAGCAAAGUGACACCACCAUCAUUCCUCAAGAUGCUCAGAAAGAGGAGGCACACUCAGAAUUCACAGUUAUUCACAAGAGAAAAAUGGGCUCAACUCGUAGACCUCUCAGAGGGAAAAAUAGACAAAGAAAAGAAAAAGAACAUCAUGAUGAAAAUGAAACACUUGACAGUGAAGAUAUGAUCAAUGUAGAAGAAGAAACAAUUAGUUUGGAGGAUGAACCCCCUCUAGAUGAAUCUACAUUACAAAGUGUAAAACUUGGAGCAAAAGAACAGGAGAUGGACACAUGCAAGAAAAAUGAUGUUGGUCCUGUUGAAAGAUCUAAAUCCACCGACCUGCAGUCAUCAUGUAGUUCAGAUUUAACAUCUGAGGAGUCCAUUGCAAUAAAUAUCUGUCACAUCACAGAAUCACAAACCCUCAUGAAACUGAAUGAAGAGUCCCAGGAAAAUGCUGGAGAUGCUGAAAACGUGGCAGCAGAGGAAAACAAAGACCUACAAUUAGAAACUGAAUCACAGGACACAAUAUCUGACACAACAACUUAUGAAGCUGAAGGAACAGAGGAGAAAAUCAAUGAUGUUAGUGUGACAUUAGUCGGAGAAGUUGAAGUUACUGGAGAUACAGGUACAGGGGAGAUUAAUAUGACUACGGAGUCAGAUUUGAUUCAAAAUGACACUUCCUCUGAUGCAAAACUGGAAGCAAUAAAAGUAUCCGAACAUGCUGAGUGUGAAGUUAAGGAAGAAACUGACACCUUUCCCAAGCAAAGUGACACCACCAUCAUUCCUCAAGAUACUCAGAAAGAGGAGGCACACUCAGAAUUCACAGUUAUUCACAAGAGGAAAAUGGGCUCAACUCGUAGACCUCUCAGAGGGAAAAAUGGUCAAAGAAAAGUAAGAGUGGAAUCCGAGGAAGACACAAAAGCACACUUGGAAGUUCAAUACCAGGAUAAUGUGGUUGAUCACAUUGAAACACAAGAAUUUUUGAAUAUAAGAGAUAAUAAAGAUGAGGACAGAAAGACCACAGAGACAGUGGACAUGUCAGUGCAGGAGCCAUGUGAUGAUUUGGAACUAAAGCAGAGAUCAGAUGUAUCUCAAACACAAUCUGGGCCAUCACAGGAUGAUACUGGCUCACAUUUAUUUGAGGUCCCAGAAAGAACUGCAGAUUUUGUUAGAGACAGAUUUGCCUGUAGAAGUCAUUCUGCUCUGAUCUUGUCUGAUGCUUUGCUUAUGGAGGAAACCCAAAUGUAUGUCUCAUCUGAGAAUGCUGCACCGACAGAGAUGGCUGAAAUGCAUCCAUUCUCCAAAAGGUCUAUGAAGAAGAGAAAAAUGGGGUCAACUCGGAAGAGAGGGAAGAGAAUGGUGAAUGAUGAGGAGGUUGAAGAAGAGAAAGAGGGAGAAGCUGAAAAUACAACAAAUGAUGAUGGGACCACAAAGUCAGAGGAGAAUUUAACUAUUGAAGAAGCCAUUGCAGGAUCUCCUGAACCCCAGCAACUGUUUAUUUCAUCUGCUGAUAGAGAAGGCCAUGAGAUCCAGGAUAUUGUUAGUAAAUCAGAUGUGCAGACAGAUAUCUCAGAACAAAAUUAUCCAAAUUCUUCCAUAAAUCCAAACCUAUUGAUAGAAUCUGAAUGUUCUUCAAAUGUUGCAGCUGAAAUGAUUUCAGACUUUUCAUUGGGAUAUGCUGACACAUACUUAGGUCCUAAACAAAUUGUCAUUGUCAAACAAAGUGUCAUUCCUAAAGAGUCUCAUAGAGAAGAUCAAUCGAGCUUGAAUCCAGUCUUUCAAAAACGUAAGAUGGGGUCAACGCGUAAGACGCUCAGAGGGAACAAAGGGCAGGGAAAAGAAGAAUCCAAAAAGAUGGAUAGAGAUAGCAAAGAAAUGACACAGGAGCAGGAUACCGAACCACAUUUAGCAACCAGUGCAAGAAAAACUGAAUGUAAAUUUGAUGAAAAGGUAGAACAAAACUUCCCUGUUGACUUUUCUCAUCCAGUGGCUUCUUCAAAAAUGUGCCCUGAAUCAGAAAAUGGAGGGAAGGAAGUUUCUCCAAAUAUCCAUGACCUAUCGGAGGUGAGCGAGGAAAAGGGGAUGGAAAGUACUGGAAAUGACAGUAAUAGUGAGAAUGAGGCAAUCAAUCUCUAUGACAGGACAAAGGACAAAUUUGUCUUGAAAGUUAAUAACAAAGAUGUUGAUCAAACUGUGUCUGUAGAUGUUUAUGUAGGAUCAGAGCCUGAACAAACUGAAAACACAGGCCAUGUUUUUCCCACACAAGAACUAAAAAGCACUCAGGAUGAUUUUGUUCAUGAAAUCAGUUCCACCCAAGAAAAGAGGCGAAAGAUGGGCUCAACCCGGAGAAAUCCUAAAGUAAUACAUGGGGAAAAUAUGGCCGAUAAUGCAGAUGCACUUGGUGUGGCAGAGAAUAGCGAAACUAAGAAAGCAGAAGAUGAUUUGGAUGAUAUGCCUUUAGCAUCAAGCAUCAAUCAGUCCAAGGAAGUGUCUUCAGUCAGUACCACAGAUCUUGAAUCAGAAAUGUUAGGUAGUGCAACUGAUUUAAAAGAAGAAAAUGACCAUCAGAACAAUUCUGAACCUAGUGGACCAACAGUGCCUGAGACACCUGAAAACACCCUUCAGUUAGUGAAUGCUGAUGUUACCAAACAUCCACAGUCAGAGACUGUUACUACUGAGAAGAGAAGAAAGAUGGGCUCGACUCGGAAGAAUCUCAGAGCAGGAAGAAACCAAGGAAUAAGAGAAGGUUUUGAGGAAACAGAAACUACAGAUACAAAUCUGCAGAUGCCUCAGGACUCUGAAAUGAGCUUAGGAGACCAAACAUCUUAUGAUUACUCUGAUCAGUCAGAAGAUUCACUUCUCAGUGAGAUAGAGAGAGCAUUAAAUAAGACGUCUCAAAGUUCAAUGAGUAAUGAUGGGGAAUCAAUCAUCAAAGAGCCAAAACACAUAGCGAAUGCUCCUGAUCUCAAUAUGCAAGAAAACUCCGAAAUCAAAUCUCUCCAGCCGACACCAUUGGUUCACAGUGAACCCAACUCACCUGGAGGACGAAGAAGAAAAAUGGGGUCAACUCGCAAGAAUUCCAGACAGCAGCUCAAAGCAGAAAGGGAGGAUGAAGACAAAGAGGAUGGGGAGAAAGAUAUUUCGAAUUUAAGAAUGGAUGAGCAAGAAAUCAAGGAUCUUGAAAGAGUUGAGGUGUCUAUAGUGCCUAAUAUCACUGAAAACAAACUAAAUAAAGAGUAUCUUGAUGUCUCUAGUGCACACACAAGUAGCAGCCAGCUAGAAGAGAGCGCUAACCCUGUUUGCCAAGAAAGGACGUCUCCAUCAACAAAAAGGAAGUUUGGGUCCAGACGUGCUAAUAAGAGCAAACAAGGCCUUAGUAGUCUGGCCACUUCUGAUUUUAAGAAUGAAUUAGAAGAUGGAGAUCAUAAAGCGGACAAGCUGUGCAGUGAUGUCUCAGAGGUUUGUGAUCCAUGCCUCACCUUACAACCAGAGAAUCAACCGAUUACCCAUCCAGUCUCUGAGCAGAGGAACAUGGAAGCCAAAAAUGAAGAAGCUGCUCCAAAAGCCACUGGUGCUGGUCCCGUUUCUUUGGGCCAAAUCAUUAAACCUGAUAGAAGCACUGGAGCUAAGCAGACUGUAAAUUUAAACAACAGUAUUUCAGAUGCUGAAGAAGUUCAGUUUAACGUUGUCAUGGUGGGAAACUGCAGUGUGGGGAAGACUUCCUUCAUCAGACGCUUCCAUGAAGGGCAGUUCACUGAGGAUUACCGCUCCACUAUUGGUGUUGACACCUGUAUACAGACUGUUGCUCUGCCUGACAGAACUGUUAAACUGCAGAUAUGGGACACAGCGGGUCAAGAGAGGUUUCACAGCAUCACCACACAAGUGUUCCACAGAGCUGAUGGGCUUCUGCUCAUGUAUGCAAUCACAUGUUCAAACAGUUUUAUUUCUGUACGAGAUUGGAUCUCUCGAGCUCAGGAAAGGGCUCCUGAUGAUGUCAUCAUGAUGUUGCUUGGAAACAAGAAUGAUUCUGGAGAGCGUGCAGUCCAGAUUCAAGAAGGAGCAGAUCUGGCCAGAGAAUACAACAUAAAUUUCAUGGAGUGCAGUGCUGCAACUGGGGCGAAUGUGUCAGAAUCCAUGACAACUCUAGCAGAGUUGUUAAUGGAGCGCAAGUCACAGAAGGAGAGACACGCAACAUUGAGAAGAGAACCAUCACAGAAGAAAUCCGGUUGCUGUUGAAAACACACUCCCACACACACAACACGCAUGACCUUUCAAAAGUUUGGGUUGGGUAGAUACUUUUUGUAGAAAUUAAUACUGUUAUUCAGCAAUUAUUCAUUAAAUUGAUCAAAAGUGACAGUAAAGAAUAUAUCAAUUCAGGGAGAAAUAUAAAAUAAAUAUAAUAUUAAAAUAAAUGGUGAUUUUUUUUUUAUUGAUCUAUUUAUUUAAGAAUCCUGGAAAAUUUUACAUUCAUAAAUUAUCAGCUUUCCUGUCAGAGGAAUAAAUAAAACCCAUAAAAAGUAAUAAUAUUUCACAAUAUUACUGUUUUUAUCAAUUAAAUGCAGUAUUACUCAGUAUAGCAUACUUUACAUAAAAAAAAAAAAAUUGUGGGUAAUGUGUAAACAAUUUGUAAAAAGAAAAGGCAAAAAAAAAAGUACGCUGCUUAUAUUUUGUUGCUUAAGGAGAAUGUCAUUUCUGUAUUUUAUAAAUAUGUACAAAGUACAAUAAUGAUUUCACACAUAAUUAUAAUAUAAUCAUACAUUUAUUUAAUGUCUGUUAAGUGCUUUAAUUCCUACUGCAAGUGCUGAGUGUAAGUAAAAAUGAAUACAAGCAAAUAAAAAAUCUAUACUCUUA